Molecule: messenger RNA, 1647 nt
Organism: Atta colombica
Lineage: Eukaryota; Metazoa; Arthropoda; Insecta; Hymenoptera; Formicidae
Source: RefSeq, a predicted model, not a curated record
AUGUCACCGGCAAACUUCGGAGAAAAACGAGGUGCCGUUACACACGGAACAUCGAGAACGUGGGCCACACUAACUCUCGCCCGUAAUCAGGCGACUCAUUCACAACGUAUUACGUACGGUCGACGAAACGCGGGUGAAAACACGGAAUCAACCCUGAGCGACUGCGCGCACGUGUUCCUCAUCAGUGGUAUCUGCAACUCUAUCUACGAACUGUUAAUUACGCCCCGUUGUUUGCACGUUGUUUGUGGUAAACUCGUUCCGUUGGAACAAUCGGAUCGCCUCGAAACGAUCGCCCAUUCAAACAGCCCGCCCGACAACCUCGUCGGGGUGACGAAAAAGGAAAAAAGAAGUGCGUCGCGCGAUUUCGCGGUGAGAGGACUGUGGCCGAGUCGACUGCAAGAAAGAGCACACGAAGAGAGAUUUCCUCGGCAGGUCGCCACUAUACGCAUAUACACACAUCAGCUGUACCAUCGCCGCGAUCGAUACUGUCUCACUCUUUCGUCUCGCUUAAGAUCAAACGACGCGAUCUUGAACACCGACCGAUUCCCGGCUUUCGGCAUGGCUCCGGCAAUCAAGAUCCUCGUCUUGGCCUGCGCUCUGCUCGUUACAGCGAUGGCCACUGAAUCGGAUAGUGAGGGGCAGCAAUCUGGCAGAUCGCGAGUUUCUGACGAACAACUGAACGUGGCCCUGAGCGACAAACGUUACUUGAACAGACAGCUUAAGUGCGCCUUGGGAGAGGCGCCGUGCGAUCCCGUUGGACGACGUUUGAAAAGUUUAGUGCCGCUGGUUCUGAGAGGUUCCUGCCCGCAGUGCAGUCCCGAAGAGACACGUCAGAUCAAGAAGGUCCUUUCUCACAUUCAGCGAUCCUUCCCGAAGGAGUGGAACAGGAUAGUGCAACAAUACGCCGGAGUUCUGUAAACGAGAUACGAUAUAAACACACCAGCCACGAGACUGGAUGUACUAAAUAUAGUGAGAAAGGAUACAAUGAAUCACGUAUGGGAACACCGUCGAUCACAUUCAUUUAUUUAAUAAUAUUGUUAUCGAAUGCACAAGAAAAAUAUAGCUCGAUCGAAAGAGAUAUAUUUACCUUCCAUUUGUGAUAUGAGUUUUUUUUGUUCAACCCAAGUUUUUUUAAUAAAAAUCAAUAAAAUCUAACUAACCGGCUCCCAAAAUUCAAACAAUUUAUAAUUAAGGAUAAAUGAAAGUAAAUAACUGCGAAUAAAUAAUCAAGUUUUUUUGCUAUUUAGGUUUUCAAAGAAUACGAAAAAGUGAGGAUUAUUUUUUUUAUUAUUUCUAUUACAUUACCAAACAGCUCUCUAUUUUAAGAGACCAGACUCCGCUCUCUUUUAUAUUUUGGAAUAAUUUGAGAGGGAAAUUUCGCUUGUAACUAAAAAAUCCAGAUUAUAAAUGGACGGUUAAAAUAUCAUCAAAAGCACAUAGUAAGAUAAUUUUGCACGUAGAAAGGUAACUUUGAUAUGUGAAGAUUUUAUCUGUAUUAUCUAUUAUUCUAUCUAUGUAAUGUGUAUGUUAUCUGUAUUAUCUAUUAUUUAUGUAAAAUGCUGUGUAUAAAUUCUGUUCGCACAUUUGACAUAUUUUAUUUUAAUAAAGUUUAUUAUACGUUUCUUAUACGUAUAAUAUACGUUUCAU